GAACUCCCAAGGGGAAAGAAAAAUUAAAAAUUUUUUUUUUAUAAUAAUGAAAUUAUUGAAAUACUGUAAAAGUUAACUGGACAUUAAAGUUAAGUGAAAUUAAUGUGUAAAGAUGUUACAAAAAGAACUGAAAAAGCUAGAUCAAUAACAAUCGUGGGCUUCGUGUCGCUACAGAUAAUCUUUUAAAAUUUAUAAUCAUUUAUAUACACCAUGAUACCAAUUAAAUUGUUUUUAUUUUGAUAGUUUCUAUAGUGAUGUAUACACGGUGUAUUUCUAUAUGGUGUAUUGGCGAACAUUAUAGUUUCCAGUUGUCAAAAUACUAUCUUCUCACAUUUUAAAGCUUGCUGAUCUAUGAUUCAAAACCAAAGUUCGAGUUAACCGGAUAUAUUCGACCAAGGGAAAACAAAAUUUAUUCGAAUUAGCGAGGAGUUCGAGUUAGGCGGAGUAAAUUAUUAUAAAGAACAUUACCAAAUCCAUCCAAGGGGAGUUGGAUUUAGUUCGAGUUAGUGAGGAGUUCGAGUUAAGCGGAGUAAAUUACUAUAAAGAACAUUACCAAAUCCAUGCAAGGGGAGUUGAAUUUAGUUCGAGUUAGUGAGAAGUUCGAGUUAAGCGAGUUCCAGUUAGCGGGGGACUGUAGUCAUAAAGAUAUACUGAACUAAAUAACUGAUGGAAGAAUAUUAGUAUAUAUGAAAAUAAUGUUAAAUAUGGAUCUGAUAUACUAUUGUUCUAAGGAAGGUGCUGUUAUCUUAUAAUGAAGUUCUAUCUGAAUAAACAUUUAAAUAACCGUAAAUCCAUAAUACUUUAUUUUAAAAGAGAUAUAACAACUAUCCUCCUUCUUUUGAAAUCAGAGUUCAUUCGUAGCUGGAGGACACUGGUGUCCGUGUACAAGAAUCAUGUUGUGCGUGUACCAGAUCAUAUGCCAUAUCCUUAACCAGAUUGUGUGCCAUAUCGUGUAACAUAUCGUGUACCACAUCGUGUACCAGAUCAUGCAUGUAUCAUGUUGUAAGUGCCAUAUCGUGUAACAUAUCGUGUACCACAUCGUGUACCAGAUCAUGCAUGUAUCAUGUUGUGCCAAGAUGUCGUCCUCCGAUAUUGAUUAUGAUAAGAUGGAAGAAGAGUUUGCCUACUCUAUGGGAAUUCAAAUCUACGUAUUUGGCCUACCCCUCACAAUUUUUGAAGACCAAAGAAAGAUUCGUUUGGAUCCAGAUCUUAUGCAGCAGCAGGAAGGUUUGUCACCCGUGGCUCCGAUAAAUCAACUUGGUCACUUGGACGGACUCACCACGCCUGAUGAUAUUAUUCCAUACACACCCAACAAUGACACGGUCUACAGUGGUGCUCUGCUGGAGCUGAUUGACGAGCCUAUCAUUCUGAAAACACCGUCGGAAAUUCUGGAUCGCUACUGGAGCAUACAAGUUUCUGAUACAUUCUUCGAAAACCGUUUCUAUAUUGGUUCAAGAACCACGGACGGUUAUGGAGGAAACUUUGCAUUCGUGGGACCAAAUUUCGUUGGUGAUCUCCCAGAUGAUGUCGUGGCUCACCGCCUUCCAUAUAACAGUGCGAUGUUCGCUCUUAGAAUGGAGGUUGAUAAGACCAACAUAGAAGAGGACACCAAGAAGGUUCAAGAAUUACAGAAGCAGUUCUCACUUACCUCUCUCAGCAACUGGAACGACGGAAAACUUGGUGUCACCCAUGUACCAGCCAGUGUUAAAGCAAAGCCCGAUUAUGAAGGUCCUCUUGGCGUCUUCCAAUUGAUUGCUGCACUGAUGGUAGAUAAUCCUCCCGCAGAGAAGCACGCCGCACAGUGGGACACUUAUCGUUAUGUUGGACUCGUUGCUGGUGAAGAAUUUCAACCCGAGAGACUCUCGAAGCCCACUUACCGUGGUUUAGCGCGUGCCGCCCAAGUCGGCCCAGAUCUCAUGCAAUGGAAAGUGAAAUUUCAAGGUACACGUUAUGAAACUCGCUGGAACAAAAUACAAGAUGGCACUUACAGCUUUAAGUAUUUUGACCGGGCAACUGGAACUUUGGAAGGAUUGUUUGUUCACGAUUAUGAAGAAUGCAUCUACUACAGUACCUACGAGUCUUACGUUCCUAACCCAACCGAGGGAGAAGAUGGAACCGGGGAAUUUUUCAACAGCAGCUUCAAGUACACCAUGCAUAUCGAAAAGAGUCAGAUCCCAGAGGCCAAGGCGUAUGGAUUCUGGUCCAUCACCAUGUAUAAUGACGCGUUCCAGUUGGUUGCUAAUGACAUCGAUCGGUAUUCAAUCAGUCUCCAAACUAAAGGGAUUGAAAUAAACGAGGAUGGAUCUUUGGAUCUGUAUUUUCAAGCUGAACCACCAGAAAGUGCCAAAGAGAGAAACAACUGGCUUCCUUGUCCUAAAACGCCAAACACCCUUUUCCGCAUAGCGUACCGAACCUAUCUUCCGACCUACCGAGUUUUGAAUCCUGAUGAUGUUCUACGUUAUAUUCCACCUGUUAUGAAGCGAGGCGAGAUGAAGCGGCGCAAAUGAAGCGAUGAAGAGGUGCAAAAAUAUUCAAGAAACUCUUUCAUUAAUUAAGGUUCUUUAACUACAUUUGUUUACACUGUUGUAUUGCUUUUUAUUAUAUAGAAUUCAUAGCCCGACAUGUAUCAACUGUCAUUGCUAAGUAGUAUUUUAUGUUUUAUCAUUUAUGGACAUGUGUGUAAUAACUGUGACAACUCUCAUUGUUUUUACAAUCUCUAUGGUUUUUACUGUGAUAGAUUAUCAAUACUAACCAUUAACCAAUGCUUGUGAAUUAUAUGCAUGUUAUGAAUAUCAUUCUGUUAUCAUUUCCA
Molecule: messenger RNA, 2812 nt
Organism: Dendronephthya gigantea
Lineage: Eukaryota; Metazoa; Cnidaria; Anthozoa; Malacalcyonacea; Nephtheidae
Exons: 2
Coding region: 1053-2507 (484 amino acids)
Source: RefSeq, a predicted model, not a curated record